Messenger RNA from Lodderomyces beijingensis, 1707 nucleotides. The record is from the annotation of a GenBank genome assembly. Lineage: Eukaryota; Fungi; Ascomycota; Pichiomycetes; Serinales; Debaryomycetaceae.
AUGAUGAACGAUAUAGAUUCAGCGGCGUCGCCAUCUAAUACCUUUAUACAACGCCAGAACCCCUUGGUCAAUUCGCAGUUUUAUCCUAGUAAUCGUAACCAUAUCAACCAGAGUUACAGCCAAGGCCAGCUCGAUCCGUCUCACUCCGCCCAGAACCAGCACCUAAACCAGCCCCGGCAACCACUACAGCAACAAUCGCCCGUCUCCGCGAAUACCUCACCGCUGGUGCUACAUACUCAACCACAACGAAGCACCACCACAACCAGUAUCCGUCUGAUCCCGCCUCAUCAGAACCCGCUGGCGGCGUGGAACCAGCCUAAUCUUCGACACUACCGGCAAUCGCCGUUGCAUCCAUCUUCAAAGCUAUAUUCGCAGCCCCCGCAAGUGUUCAACUCCGAGUGGCUAGACGACGAUAUCCAAUCCCCGCUAAAUUCACCAACGGGCAAGAAAAAUCACCUUGAAGCGAAAAUGUCCACAACUGCAACUACUAUACCUGCUCAAACCAUGGCUACCACGCCGUUGAAAUUGAAAGCUGACGGAGGAGCAGCAGCUAUCUCCACGUCGAUGUCGCGGGGAUUGAAUUACAUCACGCCCGUGUCUGAUCGCGUCGUGGAUUUGGAUCCACAGCCGAUGGCAGACGUUUCCAUGUCAAACUCCAACGCGAGCCUAGCCUCGUCUUCGACUUUGCCAUCACAGCAGCUACAGCAACAACAAAAACAAAUGACGCAGCAGCGGGGAGGGGCUAGAAUUAGUCAAUGGAAGAUUUUUUGGGCCAUGUUGAAUGAUAUUGUCGGCAAGGACAAAUUUGCCAAACUCGGCCAAUACACUCUCAGACUCUUGGUUUUCCACGCCAACUCCACCCAACACUAUUUGUCCGACGACGUGCUCAACAUCAAGAGCAUAAAUCUAAGAUACAAUGACUCGGAAAAGCAAUUGGACUUGAUUCGCAACUUCAUCAAACACCCGGCCGACUUCAUCCGGAUCAUCGUUAUUCUCGUGUCUUCGAUAUUUAAAACCAGGGUCGCUGGCUUGAUCACGGGGCUAGGCAUGUAUCGGCAAUUUCUCAGAUUCGGCAAGACCCCGUUCCGAGUCCGCGAUAUAGUAGUCAAAUUUCAACAAAAUGUUCAACUCAAGAGUAACAACGAAUUGCAAAUUAACCGAUCGGAGAUUUUCAACCGCAAGACAUUGGCAAUGUUUGCCUCGUUGUACUAUGGGAUCAACGACGAGUCGCUCUUGCUUUACAAGGUCAACUUCCUCACCAAUGCCAGCUACAAGGACUUUGCCGCGAAACACGAAAGUUACGCUUGGUACGCAGAAACGUGGAUUGCGUUGUACAAUGCGUAUGAAAACCUUUCGAAUCUAACGCAGCAGGAAAUGGAUCUCAAGAUCUCUAUCCAAGUCAAGAACAAAGCCAAGAUUCUCUCCAAGCAGUUAUUGGGCGGAGCCAAUAUACUCCACCAGAACAACCCAGGCUCCAACAGCGAAGACCAAAAACAACUAGUAGAGAUCCAGUUUAAAAAGAACAACGCCUGGAUAGAUAUUUAUAAAAACUUGGCCGACUUGGGAUUCAACACCUAUACCGUGUUCAAGAUCGCGUUGCCUUUCCCCACGUGGCAGAUCUGGAUGGGUAUUGCUGCUAGUGCCUUGAGCAGUGUCAAGUUGUACCGAGAGACGAGACUGAAGAUGGUGAAGGAAAUACAAGACUAG